Anolis sagrei ordinatus is the source of this 5467-nucleotide messenger RNA. Lineage: Eukaryota; Metazoa; Chordata; Lepidosauria; Squamata; Anolidae. The record is from RefSeq and is a predicted model, not a curated record.
CUAUCAGCAGAAAUGUUCAUUAAGAGAUGCAAAGUGUCAUGGUGAAUACCAGAGUGUUCAAACCACAACUGGGUUGACAUUGCCUGUAAAAAUACCGGAAGAGACAAAAAUGGAUCCAGAUUCAGGAGUUUCAGCGGAAACAUCCAAUGAAGGGUCACCGGACCCAGUGGCAUCUGCCUUUAGUAUUAUUUCCAAGCAGAGAAAACAAUUAACAGAACUCCUUCAAGAAGACCUAGAAUUUGUUUUAGAUGAGCUACUUGUCCAAGAUGUCAUCACAGAGGAAGAAUACGAGACCUUGGACAAAACAGAAGAGGAAUCAAAGAAGAAAAGUAGGAAACUGCUGAUCAUGAUACAGAAGAAAGGAGAAAAAGCCUGCUUCCAGUUCUUGGAAUUGUUAAAAAUGGCACGACCAGGUUCAAGCCGGUUUCUGCAGCAGUCAAGAGAAGGAUGCCAAAAUGAAGAGGGUCAUGCAUGGAGCCUUGUGGAUCUGGCCAAAACUUUGGAAGAAAGUGUAACAGGAAAUACAAAUGUUGCCAUGUCCCCUGUACCAAAGGAAAUCGAAUACCCAGAAGAUGACUUAUACUGUGAGGAGAAGUGUCCUUUUGAAAAAGUAGAAUCCAAAUAUGAGGAAACAGCCUCAGAUGGAUUUUGGCUUUCAAAUGAUAAAAUAGCAGCAAAGAAUGUGAUACCAAAGGAAGAGAACUUUAAAGAGAGAAGUGAGGCACUUGAGGAUAUUCUCUUGCAAUUAAAAUUGCUCCAGCGAAAAAGCAAGAAAAUCACAUUGCAUGAAACCCUUGAAAUCAGUUCUGGUAGUCUAAAGAAAUGCACUCCUCAUAGCCUAGAAGAACUACCUUGGCAUUUUCUGCGGAAGGUCCUGGCUUUGAAUGCGAGUGCCCGGAACACAAACCUUGACCAGGGGACAGCUGGUGGAAAAGGUGUGAGAGGAAUGGAGAAAAAACAGAGCAUUGAUGAUAGGAUCUUCAUCGCUGAGAUGGAUACAAAACUGUCCAUGAACCCCCUUGAUGUCCUUUGCGCUCUUUUGCUCUGUUCGGAUAGUUUUCUUCAGCAAGAUAUUCUCUCCAAAAUGUCCAUGUGCCAGUUUGCCCUGCCUUUGCUUCUGCCACCCUUAGAGACUCCCAAAUGCACCCUGAUGAUUUGGGCCAUGAGAGACAUUGUGAAGAAAUGGAGGCCCCAUUCACUGGCUGGAAGCAAAGGCUUUAGGGAAGAGAACCUGGUACUCAUUCCAAUGCCAAUAAUAUCCUUUGUGCGGUUAGGCAGCUCUAAUAUCUCUAAGUCUCAACUCCUCAAUGAUUUGCUUAGCUCCUCCCAGCAGCACCAUGAUUUCUUCAUACACAGGGACAUGAAGGGUGGAAAUGUCCCUCGGAAAAUUUCUGAUGGACUGAUAGAGAUCACCUGGUAUUUUCCAGGAGGCCAAGAAAACUCUGAUCUCUUCUCAGACCCAGUUGCAUUUACUAAUUUACGUGGAGAUAUAGAGCCACAUUGGAUGCAGCUUAUGUUUCUAGCAGAAGUCUCUUCGGCCCUCUUUAUAGUUGCUAAAUGCAUAAGUGAGAGAGAAUACAAUUUGUUGUCAUUACUGAAAGAAUCAUCAACUCAGUAUUACUUCAUCCUGGAAUGUGAUGGUAGUAUAUCCAAGGAAACUUUGGCUUUUUUAAAUAAAUUGGCUCCAGUGCUUAAAUUUGACAAUUCACAUAUAUUGCCCAAAGCAGCCAGAUCCAAUAAAGCGGAAUUUGUGGAAAAACUACAAUCUACUCUUGAAAGAGUAGUCCACUCUUCUUCAAAAAACAUAAAUGUCCGAAACAUGGCUGAUAUAGCUGGUGAAUUUGACAUCUGGGUUGAUGAGCACUCUCAGGUUUGCCAGAGGGCUCUCCGAUGUGCUGAACAAAUCACACAAGAAAUAAAAGAUGUCACAGAUUAUAAAAAAGAAGAACUCAAACUCCAAGGUGAUCUCUGGAAAAAUCUGGCAGUAGUGGAGAAAGAGCUGUGCAGAAUGGAAAAACAAGGGGCCAAGCCCUCUGAAGAAUACAGAUCCGAAUUGAUAGGCAGAUUAUUGGAACUACGUGAACAACAACACAAAUGUGAGCUAACUGCUGGUUUGAUUCAUUUCAUUCAUGGCAUAAAAUAUUUGAAUCCUACAGCGAAACAUUACUUCUUGAAAUGGAUGAAGUUCAACUUGGAUUCUGUUGCUAGGGAGAAUCUUUUAAGGUUACGUACUACUUACAAAGAGAAAUGCAGGACUGUAGGAAAUGAUGGCCAGGUGAUUGUACAGGUAGAUCGACAGAUAGCUACCUCUUCCUUGGGAGUUGAACAUUUCAUGCGUGAAUUGGGGCAGCUUUAUGAAGCAGAAUAUUCAGUGGUUCAACAAAACAAACUUCCAGAAAGUCAAAGGCAAUUUGUCCAUCUCCCAAGCAUUGCAGCUACCCUGAUGCUGGAAGGGUUCCCUAUAGAGCUGAUUGAUGGAGAUGCUUCCAAUAUUCCCGUGCAGUGGGUAACAGAUGUCCUGACUGAGCUCAAUAAGAAACUAAAUGGUCAGUCCAAAAUGAUUGUGGUAACUGUGCUGGGGGUGCAAAGCACCGGGAAAUCAACUUUGCUUAACACCAUGUUUGGCCUGCAGUUUCCUGUUAGCAGUGGCCGAUGUACACGAGGGGCCUUCAUGACAUUCCUUAAAGUCAAAGAAGACAUGGCUGAGGGUCUCAACUGUGAUUUCCUUUUGGUAAUAGACACAGAAGGCUUGAAAGCCCCAGAGCUUGCUCAGUUAGAAGAGAGCUAUCAUCAUGACAAUGAGUUAGCCACACUCGUGAUUGGGUUGAGUGAUAUCACAAUAGUAAACAUGGCAAUGGAGAAUGCCACUGAAAUGAAGGAUGUCCUGCAGAUCGUAACCCAUGCUUUUCUCAGGAUGAAGGAAAUCGGUCUAAAACCCAACUGUCAGUUUGUUCAUCAGAAUGUCAGUGAUGUUUCCGCACAUGAUCAAAACAUGAUGGACAGGAAACGCCUUUUAGAACAGCUUGAUGAAAUGACCCAGGCAGCAGCAAAAAUGGAGAAAGUUGACAGAAAUACCAAAUUUUCAGACAUCAUAGACUACGACCCAGAGAUGAACAGUUGGUACAUCCCAGGUUUGUGGCAUGGAGUGCCACCAAUGGCGCCAGUUAAUGCAGGAUACAGUGAAAAGGUGUUAGAGUUAAAGCAGCACCUAAUUGAAUUCAUAAGGAACCGCUCACAUCAAAGAUCAUGCAAGGACAUCCCAGCAUUUAUUGAAUGGUUAAAGAGCCUGUGGAGUGCUGUGAAACAGGAAAACUUCAUUUUCAGUUUCCGCAACAGCCUCAUUGCUGAAGCCUAUAAUAAUCUUUCUGUAGCAUAUUCUGAAUGGGACUGGAGCUGUCGCAAAGAAAUGCAUCUCUGGCUAUCCGAACAUGAAAAUGAAAUAUAUAACAUUUUUCCUCAAAUUGAGUUAUUUGAGUUGAAAUCUGAGCUUCAAGACAAGCUGUCAAUUGAAAAAGACAAGAUUUUGAAGAAUUUGGAUGAAUACUUUCAAAGUGAAGCACAAAACCUUCAUCUAGUAGAAAGGUACAAGGAAGAUUUUGUCAGAAAUGCCAAUAGUCUCAUGAAUGAACUUGGAAGUUCUUCAUGUAAGAAGUUAGAAGAUGCCAUUAAGAUUAAAAAAGGUCAGCAUAAGAUUGAGGCUCUCCAAAAUGAAUACCUGAAAACCAUUGAAAGGAAAGUGGACCAUCUUCUUGAACAAUGCAGAAAGAAAGAGCAUGUUGUAGAAGAACAAGAACUAAAAAAAGAGUUUGAGCAAGUAUGGAGAGAAACGUUGUCAGAACUAUCUCCUGUUCAUCUAAUAGAAUUUGAUAUUUAUGCAGAUGUUGAAUUUCAUCUGAGAAAGAACGUGGAGUCUCAAAGUAAGUUAAUCACACAGAAAUUACAGAAAAGGGGUUUGUCAAGUUAUAGAGUAAAUGAUUUCCAAAUAAGUGAUGACCAUAUGCAAUCAAAAAUGUUGAAGCCUCACAAUCCAAAUUCAGAGGAAUAUUUGCUGAGGAUACAAGAAUUCUCUAUCUCACUGAUAUACAAAUGCAUUUCAUAUAUGGAUGAAAAAAUCUAUUCCAAAAGAGAUUAUGUUUCAACAUACUGUGGAGAACUUCUCCAUCUCAUCAGUGAGAACUUUCAAGAGGAUGAUGUUCAAAAACUUCAUAUGACACCUGCUUUUGAAGCGGACCUGAAGCUUCACAUUUUGGGAGAAGCAGCUUACAAAUUCCAGAAGAUGCAUAAAGAUUUUAUUGAGGAAAAUGAUCCCAGGAAACGCCUGGAGAAACUGAAACCUCAUUAUUUUUCCAUUUUCAAAGAUCUUUAUCAGAAAAAAGAUGCCCAGCAAAUCAGAGCUAAAGACUUCUGUGACAGGUGUCUCCAUCCUGCCUUAGAAGAUUACAUCAACAAAAGACUUGGGAUAGAAAUAGUAGAUCACUUCCGUAACAGUGAACAUCCCAUGGAAUGUUCUAGUCGGAAUUUCCUUCAGUUUACACUCUUGAAGGAGUUGUUGGAUGAAUGGGAUUUUAACCAAUAUGUGGAAUGCAUCAGAAACUAUGAACAGUUUGUCAAGAACUGGAUCCAUAAACAAGUGAUAGAUUGCUACAUAAAAAAUGAGACUUUGAAGAAUUUGGAGAAAGACAUUCUGUCAGGAAUACUAACAAAAGUUAAGAAUACAGUGGACAUCUUAAGAAAUAAAAAUGUUGAAACAUUCUCUAAUUUUGUGGACGAUUUUUGUCAGGAACUACAAAAGGACUUGGCCAUAUCAAAGAGUAAUCUAGUAGGAUUAGAGUUGAGGAGUGCAUUUGAUCCUGACCACUUCUCUGCUUAUGUUGAUAACUGUCUUCAAGAUUUGCAGAAAGAGAUACUCUCCAAAUUUGAAUCAUUGGAUAUUGAAUCCAAGCUCUCAAGACUGUCUGUGAAGCCCCAAGAUGAGAUCUUCAAGCAAGUGUUUGGCUGUGGGGAGCAAUGUCCCUUCUGCAAGGUCCCCUGUGAAGCUGGGGGUGCUGUCCACAAGGAUCAUUUUGCAGCAGUCCAUCGGCCCGGCGGGUUAGGAGAAUACAGAGAUAAUGACACAUGGAGGCUCAUUAGUGAUAUAUGUUCUUCUCAAGUGGCCUCCCAAAAAAAUUUCAAAUGUGCAGAUACCAAUUGGGAAUUUUAUCCAUACAAAGAUUAUCGUGAUUAUUAUCCUAAUUGGUCCAUUCAGCCUGAUCCCAGUCUCAAUGCUUCUGAUUACUGGAAGUUUGUUUUAAAAGAGUUCAAUACAGAAUUUUCCAAAAAGUAUAGUGCAAAACGAGCACAUUUGCCAAAAGACUGGAAGAAGAUAACCAAAGAACAGGCUCUCCAAGCCUUGAAGCAAUCUUAUAAUAUGAAUAGACAACCUAAUUCUGAAAAAAACAACAAGAAUCUGAAGUUUGAAUUGAAUUGA